Alnus glutinosa is the source of this 618-nucleotide messenger RNA. RefSeq lists its product as uncharacterized. The transcript is spliced from 2 exons. Bases 1 to 618 code for a protein of 205 amino acids. Lineage: Eukaryota; Viridiplantae; Streptophyta; Magnoliopsida; Fagales; Betulaceae. The record is from RefSeq and is a predicted model, not a curated record.
AUGAUUAUGAAUCGAUUAUCUGCUAUUUUGCGUCGUUUGGUUUCUGAAGAGCAAGGAGCCUUUCUGCCUAGCAGAAGUAUUUUUGAGAACAUAAGUCUUACACAGGAAUUGGUUCAAGACAUAAAUAAACCAAUUCGGGGGGGUAACAUUAUGAUGAAAAUUGAUAUGGCCAAGGCUUAUGAUACGGUAGACUGGGAGUUUUUGUUGAAAGUGCUGAAUGCGUUUGGGUUUUCUUUGGGGUUUUGUAAGCUGAUUUCCAACUGUGUUUCUUCUUCUUGGUUCUCUGUGGUUAUGAAUGGCACUUCUAAGGCUGAUGAUAUGGUUAUUUUUUGGACUGGUAGAAAGAAAGAUGUGAGGAGCAUUUUAGAAGUUCUUGAUAUCUAUGCCCAGUGGUCUGGGCAAGUGGUCAACGCCUCGAAGUCAUCUAUAUUUUUCUCCAACCGUAUUCCAGAUUCUAGUUUUUCGAUGGGGAAUUUCCCAAUGCGAUAUUUGGGGGUUCCCAUUUUCUCUGGUAGGGUUAAAUCUUGGUAUUUUGAUGGCUUGUUGGUUAAAAUUUCUAAAAAGAUUGAGGGUUGGAAGAUGAGAUAUCUUUCUGCUGGUGCCAGAUUACUUCUCUGA